GCUCUGGUGUAACUUUACUCUCUGCUUCUAAAUUUUUUUAGAUGUGCGAUGGAGCAGAUUAAUGGCAACCAUGAGUCCUUCUCUUCCUCCGUCAACGCCCGGGAUGAUGAAUUGACUGUGAUCCGGGCGAAACCAACCUCGGGGUUGAGCGAGAUAAUAGCCCUAGCCAUAUGGUUGGGGGGUAUCCAUUUCAAUGUUGCACUGGUCAUAAUGGCCCUUCUCUUCCUUCCAAAGUCUCUGACUUUCACGGUUUUGGGACUUCUGGUAUUGCUGAUGGUGAUUCCAAUUGACGAGAAGAGCAAACCCGGACGAAGAUUAGCCAGGUUUAUUUGUAAGCACGUCUGUGGUUACUUCCCGGUGACUCUUCAUGUGGAGGACAUGAAGGCAUUUAACCCAGAUCAAGCUUAUGUCUUUGGUUACGAGCCACAUUCAGUUUUACCAAUUGGUGUUGUUUCUCUUGCCGACCUCACGGGUUUCAUGCCUCUACCAAAGAUGAAAGUCCUGGCUAGCAGCGCUGUGUUCUAUACACCUUUUGUGAGGCACAUAUGGACAUGGCUGGGACUUACACCUGCAACAAGGAAGAAUUUUACGUCACUUUUGAAAGCUGGCUAUAGUUGCAUUGUAGUCCCAGGUGGGGUGCAGGAGACAUUUCUUAUGAAACAUGGUUCUGAGAUUGCCUACCUUAACAAAAGAAAAGGAUUUGUUCGCAUAGCUAUGGAGACAGGACGACCUCUGGUUCCAGUUUUUUGCUUUGGUCAGUCAAAUGUUUACAAGUGGUGGAAGCCCAGUGGGAAGUUGAUUCAGCAACUUGCUAGAGCUAUCAAGUUCACCCCAGUUGUCUUCUGGGGAAUUUUUGGAACACCUGUGCCAUUUCAACAUCCCAUGCAUAUUGUGGUGGGUAAACCGAUUGAGCUCAAGAGAAAUUCACAACCGACAGUGGAAGAGGUCAAUGAAAUCCACAGCAAGUUUGUUGAAGCCAUGCAAGAGCUCUUUGAAAAGCACAAAGCUAGGGUUGGUCAAGCUGAUCUCCAGUUGAAAAUUCUUUGAUCGAAGUCUUUCUCUGUGUUUCCAUGUCUUUAGUUUCCAAGCCUUUAUGGUCAUCUGCCUGUAUUUGUAUGUAACAAUUGAUACAUUGAAUCAGAAGAAAUACGGUAGUACUCAUUUAUUCUAAUCCAAUUUGAUGCAUAUCCGAAUUACCCACA
This is a messenger RNA of Telopea speciosissima, 1202 nucleotides long. Its product is annotated as diacylglycerol O-acyltransferase 2D-like. NCBI's taxonomy places the organism in Eukaryota, Viridiplantae, Streptophyta, Magnoliopsida, Proteales, Proteaceae. The transcript has 10 exons. Gene Ontology annotation, cellular component: endoplasmic reticulum membrane. The record is from RefSeq and is a predicted model, not a curated record. Bases 49 to 1047 code for a protein of 332 amino acids. Gene Ontology annotation, biological process: triglyceride biosynthetic process. Gene Ontology annotation, molecular function: diacylglycerol O-acyltransferase activity.